Molecule: messenger RNA, 2140 nt
Organism: Aethina tumida (small hive beetle)
Lineage: Eukaryota; Metazoa; Arthropoda; Insecta; Coleoptera; Nitidulidae
Product: zinc finger protein 728
Exons: 7
Coding region: 78-2111 (677 amino acids)
Biological process (GO): regulation of transcription by RNA polymerase II
Cellular component (GO): chromosome
Molecular function (GO): chromatin insulator sequence binding
Source: RefSeq, a predicted model, not a curated record
GAUGUUGCAUCUAUUAAUUUAACCUCGAUCAAUGUUUCUGUUAACAUUUUCAUCUGAUUGUGAAAUAUCAGCGUAAAAUGAUGGAGAGCUGCUCCAAAGGAAAAUGCAGAACGUGCAUGAACACGAUAACGGCAUUCGACACAAGCAUAACGAGUGCUCAAACGCAGCUCAUUCGAAAUCAAUUUCCCGACAUGGUCGUCGAUUUCGAUCAAAAUUCAAUUAUUUGCGCCAAUUGUGAUAGAUGUUUGACGGAUUUCCUCGAAUUAGUCGAAAAACUCCCACGUAUCGAGGAACAAUUGAAACUUGAGCAAUCAAUUAAAGUUCAUAAGGAUGAACGACCACCGGAAGAUUUGAGGGAAUAUUUGGAACAAUUUGAAGACAACUCAGAUUCUUUCACUUCUUUGGAGCAGCACCACCACCACCUUCUUCAAUCAGAAUCAAAGAGCGAAAAGAGAAUUCAGAGGUUCAAACAACAAAUUAAAGUGGAAAAACUGGAAUCUGUUCAAGAAUCUGAACACGACUACCACAAGAAAAGUAACUACGACAUCGUUACAAGCAGGUCGUUCAGUGCACCUUCACAUGCCUCACAUUUACUGUCGAUGAUUCUCGAUUCGAAUGACAAACAUUAUCAAGAACUCCUGUUGGAAUUCAAAAACGAAGGCGUUUCCAUAAACGACUGUUCAGAGAAGAAUCGGUCCGGCAAAAAACGUAUAAUUUUAAUAGGAAGCAACAAACGAGUGAAUUGCAUAAAAUGUGACAAAUGUGGCAAGAUGUUGGCCAACCAGACUAGAAUGAUGAAGAAACACAAGCUCACUUGUAAAGGCAUCUCGACCACCGUUUGUGAAUAUUGCUCGGAACAGUUCGAGAAGCCCUACGAACUGAUCGACCAUUUGACGACGGCACAUUUUCAGUGUGUCAGGUGUAAGAUCACGUUCGAAGACGGGAACGGUUUGAGAAAGCACAAAAAGACGGGCUGCAAGAAACCCAGCUGUAAAGAAUGCAAAAUUCGGUUUAACAAUCAUUCGCAGUUGCGGCAACAUAAAAUCCAAAUGCACGGAUUCGUACCGCAGAAGAAGUUGUCGCAAACGAAUCCGGAGAAGAGAGUGGUGUGCACCAUCUGCGGCAAAGACUUCAAAAACUCAUCGGUACUGUGUUUUCACAAAAAGGUCCACACUGAUCCGGUGGUUUGUUCGAUUUGUGGUAUCGUGUCGGCGAAUCAGCUCGCCCAUCGCAAUCACAACAAUCGUCACCACAAAGACAUCAAGUACCAAUGCGAUCUGUGCGGCAAAGUGUUCCGUUACAACGUCCUUUUGCGACGACACCGCGAACGUCGCCACGAGAACAAGGAACGUCCGGUACCUUGUGAAAUGUGCCACAAAAGAUUCUACACGUCCCGCGACCUGGACACGCACCUCAAAGUGCAUCACUUCAAAGUCGCCGUUUGCAGCUGCGAAAUGUGUGGCAAACAAUUCGCGAGACAAGAUUACUUGCGGAAUCACAUGAAAACUCACCACGAAUCCGAAUCUGGCAAAUCCGUACGCACCGGCGAGACGGGCGAAAGGAAACCGAAACGCAUUCGAAACGAGAGCAAAUCCUGCGAGGUGUGUCACAAAGAGUUUACGACGGUGCAGGCGUGCAACAUCCACAUGUGGCACCACAACAAAGUGCAGACGAAACCGCGACGUUUCCAGUGCUCGUUCUGCAGUCUCGUCUUUCACUCGAAGGUGGGAAUGCAGCGACACGAGAAAUUCCACUCGGGCGAUUUGAAAUACCGGUGUGACGUCUGCUAUGCGAAGUUCUCGACCGAAAUCGAGAUGAAAAUCCACGAGAGUCAGCGACACGAAGGCGAGAGGAACAAGUACGAGUGCGACUUGUGCGGCAGAAGGUUCGCCCGAAGGUUUAUAUUGGGCAAUCAUAUGCUUUCGUGUCACGGGAUCGACGCGGGGGAAUUCCGACAAGGCAACGUCGUCGAUGCUGCCGACGAGACGGCCGCGACGGCGGCAAUGGUCGUGGUGGAAGCGGAAGAGGGAGUGGAGUACAUCGACGAAACUACCGUUCACAGUUAUGUCUACGACUCACAGGAUGGAUUUUUAAAAAUUGAGGAACGCUAAAUUAACUGACCGACUGACUGACUGACUGA